This is a messenger RNA of Jaculus jaculus (lesser Egyptian jerboa), 2924 nucleotides long. RefSeq names its product zinc finger protein 446 (gene Znf446). The transcript has 6 exons. NCBI's taxonomy places the organism in Eukaryota, Metazoa, Chordata, Mammalia, Rodentia, Dipodidae. The coding region runs from base 243 to 1607 and encodes 454 amino acids. The record is from RefSeq and is a predicted model, not a curated record. Gene Ontology annotation, biological process: regulation of DNA-templated transcription.
CCCAGGCUGACCUGGAAUUCACUAUAUAUAGUAUCAGCCUGGCCUCGACUCACCGUGAUCCUCCUACGUCUGCCUCCCAAGUGCUGGGACUAAAGGCUUGCGCCACCACCCCUGGCCUCUACUCCCCUUUCUUCGAUGUAGAGGAGACGGGCCUCCAACAUCUGAGGGUCCCCUGGACCGAACACAUUUACCCCCUCCUUAGGUCCCUCUUGUCAGCUCCAAAAAGACACUUUGAAACAAGAAUGCCAUCUCCUCUGGGUCCCCCACAUCUGUCCCUCAGGGACCCCAAGACCACCCUGAAGGAUCCGGAGGCCGCGCGGCUGCAGUUCCGGGGAUUCUGCUAUAAGGAAGUGGCAGGGCCCCGGGAGGCGCUGGCCCACCUGCGAGAGCUGUGUCGUCAAUGGCUGCGGCCUGAGUCCUGCUCUAAGGAACAGAUGCUGGAACUGCUGGUGCUGGAGCAGUUCCUGGGUGUGCUGCCCCCUGAGAUCCAGUCCUGGGUAAGAGGGCAGCGACCAGGCAGCCCUGAGGAAGCUGCGGCCCUUGUUGAGGGGCUGCAGCAGGACCCUGAGCAGCUACUGGGCUGGAUCACAGCCCACAUCCUAAAGCCGAAGAUGCUUCUUGGAGUCCAGAAGACAGAGGAGUCCUUGGAAACCCACCAUACAUCAGAGACAAUGGAGCCCGCUGAGACAGGCCCUGGGGAGGAGCCACAGGAUUCCAGGAUGGAUGGGUCUGCCCAACUCACUUGCACUGUGAAGGAAGAGCCCAGCACAGAUGGACAGGAGAUGGCAUCUCCCAGCCCCCUCCUUCCAGCUAAGUCCCUUGAGGGGCAUCUGGGACAUGAAGAAGCAGCCUCCACAUCUUUCCACUCACACAGGAUUCAGGAGGAGUGGGGUCUGUUGGACAUGUCACAGAAGGAGCUGUACUGGGACGUGAUGCUGGAGAAGUACGGCACAGUGAUGUCCCUGGGUGCCCAGCCCUGCCCUUCUGUGAAAGCCCCACACACGAGGAAGCAACCAACUGACCAUCUUUCACCCACUCCAGCAGGUCUGCCGUCCUCUGGGCCAGAGGCAUCAACUGAGUCAGAGCCAAGACCAGGGCAGCAGAUAGCAAGCUCAGAGCCCGAGGCCCACAGGAGCCACCUCUCAGGAGUGGGGGCCACUGUAUCACCAGGGCUCCACCAGGCCUGCACAUCCCCUCCAGGUGAAAGCCAGAGCCCCUGCAGGGACCCACUAGGCUUGUCUCCUGCACUGCUUCCUGAAGCUCCCACUGGGCCGGCACCCCGAAAGACGUACACAUGCGAGCAGUGUGGCCUCAGUUUCGAGUGGAAGUCAGUGUUCGUCAUCCACCACCGCACACACACAGGUGGACAGGGCCUGGAAAAGCCACUACAGACACGCCAGGAGUCCACUGUGCGACGCCCCGCCAGCUCGAAGAGCUACGCGUGUGAGCAGUGUGGUCGCAGCUUCAGCUGGAAGUCCCAGCUGGUCAUCCACCGCAAAAGCCACGUGGGCCAGCAGCGCCACUUCUGUGUGGACUGUGGGUGUGGCUUUGACUGGAAGUCCCAGCUGGUUAUUCACAGGAAAAGCCACCAGCCUGAGGCCCCAUGAGCAACCAGAGUGGGUGCAUGCAUUUGGGGAGUGUCUAGCCCUUGAUGUAGCACCCAAGCACCCACUCCAGUCAACACAAGGCUCUGGAGGUAGCAGGACAUACCCCAGCGAAUCAGGGAUCCCGAGAAGAUUCACUACUCCCGAUGUGUAGGAAAUAAGCUUUGUCCUUUUGCCCCUGCCUUCUAGAGCUAACCCUGGGUUUGACUUCCCUGACCCAUGCUGGAGUGAUGCCGAGGCCCGGGCUUCCACCAGCAGAGGCACUUGCGUCCCUUAGGUUGCCAGCCUCGUUGCUGGAGUCUCUGUAGAAAGAAGGCACAGGAAGCCCCCCCCCCAAAAAAGCUGGCUUCCGUGCUGCUGCAUGCGCUCCCUGAACUAACGUCCUCAGUUUUUAACAUAAAUUACACUUUUUUUUGAGGCAGGGUUUCACUAACCCAGGCUGACCUGGAACUCAAUGCAUCCUCCUACCUCAGCAUCCCAAGAGCUGGGAUUAAAGGCAUGCACCACCAUACCCGGCUCUAAAUUAAACUUUUAUGAUAGCAGUUUCCAAGUAAGAAUCCUAAGUGGCUUUUGCUGAUUGGAAAAGUGGUGUGCUACUCCUGGCUGGCCACUGGACCCACAUAACAAUGAGGCCAGAAGGACCAUCCCCAUUGUCACCACAGUCAUGUCCCCCAGCCUGCCUGGAUCCUUGGCCACCCACAUCACUCACCACUUCACUGACCUUUGAACUCCUGAAUGUGGGCUUGGGUACCCACAGUAAGGGGAUUUCCUUUCUCAGGGUGGGUGGAUAUGAGUGACCUCUGAGAAGAUAGGCAACAAACAGAUGCUUUAAACUGCGCUCACUUCUAGGUCAGAGCUAUACACCCUACAUAGCCAGUCAGUCAUGAAGCAGGAGGGCAAGGGCCUACUCUACUGCCCAGGGAGCUCUGAGCAGUCACUUGGGACCUGUCUGCACUGUACUGAUAGUUAUCCGCCAAAACUAUUGGUGAGUGCCCUGAAACAACAGACUUGCUUACUGCUCGAGGUAUCGCACUGGCCCAAAGGGGGCAGCAGAAUCCUUCUGCCUCAAGGCUUCCUGAGUCCUCUGGCUCUUCUGCAUCUCCAGCAGUGUCUGGUCAGGUUUCUCGUACUGUAUCACUGACACUCGGCCACUUACAAGGUGUUCUGAUGACAUUGGCUCAAUUGGAUACUCCAAAGUAAUGUAUCUUGACGGUCAGAUGAAGGGACGUAUGUUUUUGUUUGGUUUUUAGUAUUUUUAUUUAUUUGUGAGCGGAGGGCAUAGGUGCACCAGGUCCUUCAGCCACGAGCUCCAGAUGUAUG